UGGAUUCGGCCCUCUCUCCAUUUGGGCCAUGAUGACGUCGACGGGCCUAUGAAAACCUUCGUACAAGUCAAGCUGCAGGAAGUACAACUCAUUCUCACACAAAGCACAAAAUCAUCCAGAUCUCUCUUUCUUCCCCAACACCACCAAAAUUAAUCCCCGAUUGAUUCACAGCUGCCUGCGAAAAUACAGUAAUCUUAAUCUUCCAGAAAUGGCGGCGCUAAAUCUCCGUCAGAAGCAUACCGAGUGCAUAAUCCGGAUGCUGAAUCUGAACCAAGCGGUGGGCAGCGCCACCGGAACGGCGAACGAGGAGGUGUACAAGAUCCUGAUCUACGACAGAUUCUGCCAGGACAUACUCUCGCCGUUGAUCCACGUCAAGGACCUGCGUAAGCAUGGCAUCACACUCUACUUCCUCCUAGAUAAGGAUCGGAAUCCCGUACACGACGUCCCCGCCGUUUACUUCCUCCGGCCGACGUCGUCCAAUGUGCAGCGCGUGAUCUCAGACGCCUCCAGAGCGCUCUACGACUCCUUCCACCUCAAUUUCUCCUCCUCCAUACCCAGGCCUCUCCUAGAAGACCUUGCCACCGGAACAAUUAGCUCUGAUUCAAUUCAGAGGAUAUCGAAGGUGCACGAUCAGUAUCUGGAAUUUGUGACCCUAGAAGAUAACUUAUUCUCACUUGCCAAUAAGAAUUGUUAUGUUCAGUUAAACGAUCCCUCUGCGGGAGACAAAGAGAUCGAGGAAAUUAUCGAAAAGAUUGUUGGGGGGUUGUUCUGUGUUUUGGCAACCCUUGCAGUUGUGCCCAUUAUUAGGUGCCCUCGUGGUGGGCCCGCUGAGAUGGUGGCUUCUUUGCUUGAUCAGAGAUUGCGCGACCAUUUAUUGGCAAAGAAUAAUUUGUUCACCGAGGGCGGCAACUUUACCAGCUCUUUUCAGAGGCCAAUUUUGUGUUUGUUCGAUAGGAAUUUCGAGCUGUCUGUGGCAAUACAGCACGACUUCAGGUAUAAGCCACUCGUUCACGAUGUGCUCGGUUUGAGAUUGAAUAGACUAAACGUGAAAGGAGAGAAGGGAGGGAUGAAGUCGUUUGAACUGGACCGCUCAGACCCGUUUUGGACCGCGAACGGGUCGCUGGAGUUUCCAGAAGUUGCUGUGGAGAUCGAGACACAGUUGAACAAGUACAAGAAAGACGUGGAGGAGGUGAACAGGCGGACAGGUGGCGACGAGGCGGAGUUCAGUGGCACGGAUUUGAUUGGCAACACAAAGCAUCUAAUGAAUGCUGUGAACUCUCUCCCUGAAUUGACCGAGCGUAAGCAAGUGAUUGAUAAGCACACUAAUAUUGCCACCGCUUUGUUGGGUGAGAUUAAAGAGAGGUCGCUCGACUCUUUCGCCAAAAAGGAGAGUGACAUGAUGGUCAGAGGUGGGAUUGACCGUGCUGAACUCGUCGGUGUGCUCAAAGGCAAAGGGACUAAGAUCGACAAAUUACGUUUCGCAAUAAUGUAUCUAAUUUCGACAGAAACAAUUCCUCCUUCUGAAAUCGAGGUGGUGGAAACUGCACUAAGGGAAUCCGAGGUCGACACAAGUGCGUUUCAGUACGUGAAGAAGAUUAAAGCGUUGAAUGUUUCUUUAGCAUCUGCCAGUUCUGCAAGCAGGAGCAAUAUUGUCGAUUGGGCUGAAAAGCUGUACGGACAGUCGAUUGGUGCUGUAACUGCUGGCAUGAAGAACUUGCUGUCUAACGACCACCAAUUGGCUUUGACUAGAACAGUUGACGCACUAAUGGAGGGGAAACCGAAUCCGGAAAUCGACUCUUAUCUCAUAUUCGAUCCGCGUGCGCCAAAGUCAACCGCCGGUCAAAGCCACAUGAAAGGGCCGUUUAAAGAAGCGAUCGUGUUCAUGGUUGGUGGUGGGAAUUACGUUGAGUACGGGAGCUUGCAAGAACUCGUUCACCGACAGCAACCUGCCAAACACGUCAUUUAUGGGACCACAGAAAUUCUAUCGGGAGACGAGUUCGUGGAGCAGCUUGCACUGCUUGGGCAGAAAAUGGGUUUAGGAAACAGUGUUAAUAACAACACAGGGCCAUCUAAAUAAAACGUGGGGUUUUUUUUUUUUUCUUCUUUUUUUCCUCUAAUUGGAAAUAUAGUGCAUGUUCUUGAUUAUGCAUUACAGGUGUUCGAAAUCAGCUAUCUGAUCAUGGGUUCUUGAUCUUGCUUUCUGGUGGUGCUAUUUGGCGACUAAGACUAAGAAUGUACGUACUUUACUGAACUGGGAAACGUUCUUUUUUUUUUCCUUUCUUAGAGAAAUGCGUUUGUAAUUUGUUUUUGUAGAGAUGGUGUUGUUAUGUCUGGUUUUCAUGGAGCACUAACCUGCUUAUCGACUUCCAAUUUGUUGCGUAUUAUUACAUACUCGAGGUAUAAAAUUGUUCCUAAUUAUUCUGCAAAAAAAAAAAAAACACGAGCUUAUUCAAUUUGGGGGCUGGUACUGGAUGUAGAGUUAUCGAUAAGCUGUAGGAUCAUAUGUUGGCUUUUUACAAUUUUAUAUCGUAUGUAACGUGUAGUAUCUUGGAUUACGAAUUUAUAACUUUAUUAUAUACAGUGUGCUCUUUGCAUUUAUUGAUG
This is a messenger RNA of Erythranthe guttata (spotted monkey flower), 2604 nucleotides long. RefSeq names its product Sec1/munc18-like (SM) proteins superfamily (gene ATSLY1). Gene Ontology annotation, biological process: vesicle-mediated transport. Lineage: Eukaryota; Viridiplantae; Streptophyta; Magnoliopsida; Lamiales; Phrymaceae. The record is from RefSeq and is a predicted model, not a curated record.